AUGGAUGAAAGUACUAACGGUGUGACACCGAACACGAAUUUCGGUUAUGAGGACAAUAUAAUAUUAAAUUGUGUCAGGAAUAGGAAAAAAGUGAGCGAAUUACCGAACUGUCCGGUAUGCAGCUGUACGAUUCGCCACGGUGAAUUGGAGAGUCACUUAGCGUUGGAAGUUGAGAGAUUAAAUAAACUUUCUAGUGCUAGUAGUAAACGGAAGUUAAGUUCUAAUAGUCCCGGAUCAAAUCCGAUGCCCGGGUCGAGUUCUAGCGCGGAUAAUCAAGAGGAAGUUGACGUGUCUGGCUGUACAGGCAGUGAUGCUUACCAGAGAAUACAUUCAAACCGCCUCAAGAGACUUCGGGCCCGCCGGCGUAGCCCGCCGCCCCAGCAGGGCGAAUGCCCUGUGUGUAAUGAACUACUGCCCAUGUCGAGGCUACAAAGACACGCUCUCAGGUGUCUGAAGCGAACCGGGGCUGUUCUAGAUGAAGAUGUACCAGACACGAGCUCAGAAGAUGGAAGUAUUGAUGUAGAGAACGAUGAGCCAUCUACCUUUGGGUCUGAGUAUCAGUGGUGUGGUGAAUGGAGGGUAAGGGCCGCUGCCUUACAAGACGGAGAAGGUCGCCUUGGAACCAGUGUAAGAAGAGCUUCCACUGAUCAAGCGCUGGUCGUAGAUGGUGAUGAGGACGCCGAAUUAUACGGACCCCCGCAGUAUUCACCAUCAAGAAUAGCUCCUGAGGCUGAAAUUCCCGAAGCUGAUGACUCAAGAGAGCGAGAUUCUGACGGUGAAGUAGUGAUGAAACCAAACGGCUUAGUUGAAGCCAGCGCAGAGACCAGAAUACAAGCAUUGAAAGAGAAAAUCAAAGAAUUGGAGAAAAAACAGAAUUCUUCAUUGGAGGCCAAAUGUCUCAUAUGUCUGGGAGGGUACACAUCUCCUGCAGUGUCAAUACAAUGCUGGCAUGUAUAUUGUGAGGUAUGUUGGCUGCAAUCUUUAAGAGCUAAGAAAAUCUGUCCUCAGUGCAACGCUAUCACUACAGCUGAACAUCUGAGAAGGAUAUACAUGUGA
This is a messenger RNA of Danaus chrysippus (African queen), 1056 nucleotides long. Lineage: Eukaryota; Metazoa; Arthropoda; Insecta; Lepidoptera; Nymphalidae. The record is from the annotation of a GenBank genome assembly.